This is a messenger RNA of Passer domesticus (house sparrow), 4814 nucleotides long. It is a transcript of the gene PCBD1, whose product is annotated as pterin-4 alpha-carbinolamine dehydratase 1. Gene Ontology annotation, molecular function: 4-alpha-hydroxytetrahydrobiopterin dehydratase activity. NCBI's taxonomy places the organism in Eukaryota, Metazoa, Chordata, Aves, Passeriformes, Passeridae. The record is from RefSeq and is a predicted model, not a curated record. The coding region runs from base 209 to 523 and encodes 104 amino acids. The transcript is spliced from 4 exons. Gene Ontology annotation, biological process: tetrahydrobiopterin biosynthetic process.
UCCAGGAGCCCCUGCCCGGCCAUGCCGAGCCCCACAGGCAGGUGGCCAGCGCAGGGAAGGCUCGGCCGGCCGGGGGAGGACCCGGUGUCCCCGCCACGCCUCCCGGCGCCCCGGAGGAGCCGCGGGAUCCCGGCGGGAUCGGGCGCGGAGCAUCGCCCGGCGGGAUCGGGCGCGGAGCAUCGCCCGGAGCGCACCGGGAGCCGCGGGCAUGGCAGGCAAAGCCCACAGGCUGAGCACGGAGGAGAGGGAGCAGCUGCUGCCAAACCUGAGAGCCGUGGGGUGGAACGAGGUGGAAGGCAGAGACGCCAUCUUCAAAGAGUUCCACUUCAAGGACUUCAACCGGGCCUUUGGCUUCAUGACCAGAGUGGCUCUACAGGCAGAAAAACUGGAUCACCAUCCCGAGUGGUUCAAUGUGUAUAAUAAGGUUCACAUCACCCUGAGCACCCACGACUGCGGGGGUUUGUCGGAGCGAGACAUCAACCUGGCCAGCUUCAUCGAGCAGGUGGCAGCUUCCCUGGCCUGAGCAGGGAUCCACGCAGCCACAACCCCACUGUGCCACUGUGUCCUGCCUCCAGAGCCUCUUCCCACUCCCAAGCUAGAUCCUGGUUCCAGACAGCCCGACGCCUCGCCAGCCCCCCAGUGCAGCUCAGAUGGAUGGAGGCACUUCUCAGGGUGCACGUGUCCAUCUCUGAUCUUGCAGAUUCCAUCCUUAAAGCCUUAGCUAUGUGAUCCCACACCCCCAGCUGCUGAGCCCCUUUCCAGGAGUCAGUCAUAUCACAGAGUCACGGGAUAGUUUGGGUUGGAAGGGACCUUAAACAUCACCUUGUUCCAGCCCCUGCCAUGGCAGGGACACCUUCCACUGUCCCAGGCUGCUCCAAGCCCCAUCCAGCCUGGCCUUGGGCACUGCCAGGGAUCCAGGGGCAGCCACAGCUGCUCUGGGCACCCUAUGCCAGGGCCUGUCCACCCUGCCAGGGAAGGAUUUCUUUCCAAUACCCUAUCUAAACCUAUUCUGUGUGAAUCCAUUCCCCCUUGUCCUGUUACUACAUGCUCUUGUAAAAAGUCCUUUGUGUUUCUUGUCAGUGCCUUCACGCACUGGAAGGCUGCAGUGACAUCACCCCAAAGCCUCUGUUCUCUGGGCUGAACAAUCCCAAUUCUCUCAGCCUCCGCUCACAGCAGAGGUGCUCCAUCCCUCUGAUCAUCCUGGGACCUCCCCUGGUCUCGCUCCAACAGGUUGAUGUCCUUCCAGAGCCAAGUUACACCACUGCACCAUAAAUCUGCCCCCAUCCUGCCCCAUCACUGCUCCUUACCUCCUGGAAUGUGCUUUCUGCCCAAAACCUGUUUUGUGACCCCUCUGGCUUCUCUGUACCCAAGCAGCAGGGUGCUGUGCAGUCUGUCACUGACCCCUCUCCAGCAGUAUUACAUCAGGCACGUGGUCUCACCCCAGCCUUUCACAGGAUACCAACUGAAAAUGUUUACAAUAAACAUCUCAUUUAACCUGAUGGCUCUUUGCAAAGAGGCCUCACUGACCAAAUGACACCAACAGGUUUCCCCAAAGGCAGGUACUGCCCUGACUGCUCUCAAGGUGCUGCUGCCACAAAAAAACUUCACAGAAAUGGCAGGUGCCUUCACCUCAGAGUGACUGGGGUCUGAAAGAGUAAGAGAGAUCAAAGCCAGGGCAGGUAAAAACUGCUCGUGUAAAAUCACAGCUGUGCCAAGGCAGAAACACAGGGAAAGGACAACCAAAAGGCACAACAGCAGCAUGGCACCAGGGCAGGGGCUGCUUAGGGUGGAAUACUUCCCAAAAAGAGGUUGUGGGUGGAUUUGGUGGUACAGGAUCUUCACUGAUCAUGUGAAACCAACAGCAUUUGCUUUCAGCACAACAGUCUGGGGAAAAACACUACAAACACCCAGCUCAAGUCUUUUUUGCUUCUCUUUUUUAACCCUUUUAAGUUCUACAAAGUAUUAAUAGAAAAUCCAUAGCUCUUAACUUCCAGCAUCCUUGAACAUCACACACAAGAUGCAGACACAGACACCACCUUCAUUUUGACAGAAGGACAGAGCAGCCCUCAGGCAGAGUUAGUGAGAUUCAUAAACCAUCCUCCCUGCCACAGACCAGGCUGAGCAUGAGCAAAUUCCAGGAACAACAGGUCCACAUUCAUUCAAACAAGCACUGAAGCAGAAAAAUAAGAGCUCAGUGAGCCUAGAUAGCUAAAUGCACCAUUUUAAUACAAACCAGGCCCAUUUUCACCAUCUCUCCAGCUAUUUCAGCCUCCAGUUCGACCAGGGGCAAAUCAGAGCAAAGCAGAAAACUGCCAUCAGAUCAACUCAUCCCACUUGUCCAUUAAAAAGUCCUUGUGGAUUUAUUGGGCAAGGUAUUAUUGUGUUGUACGCAACCCUUCCGCUCCCCUCUCCCCCAAGUCAUCAGAAAAGUGCAGAUGAAAUCCAUGGCAUGAAGACACACAUCUCUUCUUGGUCCAUCCCAUUGGAUAUUCUUCAUUCUAGUACCUAAAAACAGGUGAAUCCCUUGGGAGUGCUUUGUACAAGCAACAAAGUGAGUGUCCUGCUUGGAAAACUAGAAAAUCCUGCAGGAAUUAACAGUGGCAAGGAUCCCUCCAGGUCUAAAAGUACCGUCCAGUUGCAGAUCAUAAUCCAGUUCAUCAAUUUCUUCUCUUUUUUGUCAUUAAAACAAUCACACAGCCUGUAAAUCCGUAUUUCCAGGACCAUUUGGCAUGAUAAAGUAGAUGCAGAUUACAUGUUAGGUGACAAGGAUAAAUAAAAACUACACACCAGGGAAUUACAGUGGCCUGCUCCCGACCACAGGAUUACAUUUACAGUACAGGACAAAUACACAUGGAACAAUUAAACCCACAAAUAUUAUUAAUAAGCAAAGCCCAGAAUAGAAUACACUGACUUACAAAUAACAUCUUCAAAUACAUCCAAAAAUGUGAAAUGGAGCACUGAUCUGUUAGAUCCACCUACUUCCUGGGAGGAAAAUGCAACCAGGGAAGGAAGAGAAGGGAGUUUCGCUCUCCUUCAGCCCACCCCAAUCCACCCCUUCUUUCUUUUAAAGCAAAAACAAAAAGAGUACCUCCCUUUUUUUUUGUUUUGUUUUGUUAAAUCUCGGUUCCAAAGAGAACCAUCACAGUAGCCAGACACUGAGGACUGUCUCCAAACUCAGAGAUACAGUAAUGGUCACACUGGCAAGACCUUAGAGAAUAAAUAGGUCCAACACAAACUGCCAGAGCUGAUAUCACCAUCAAGAGACUCUCGGGCAAUUCAAUGAUUUCAAAAGGGCUCAGAGACUUGCAUGAAGUCACCAAGCUCAGGGCAGAUGGCCAAAAUGCUUGUGUCUCCUAGCACAGGGAAUAAAGCUGUUGGAAAGCCAGGAUCCUUCCCACAAUUGCUGGGCUGGUCUGUGCAGGAGCUGGUCAAUGACCUUCUCAUUGCUUAAAAUUCCUGUGCUACAGCCAGGGUCAGCUUCAGGCUAACAGGCCAGAGCAGAGAGAUGCCUUCAGAUGCCCUGCACAGAACUGUGCAGACACGGCAUGAAAUCUUCACCCACGUGUGGGAUUCUGCCUGGGAAACUCUGCUCCAUGCAAAAAGCUGAGAGGAAACAUGGGAAAGCCCUGCAGGAAUAACUCUAAGGCUACUUGAGAGAUUCUGGCUUGCCCUUGAGGCCACAAGGCUGCGCUGGGAAAACUCUCUCACCCUAAAAACAGUGGGGAAAAAUAGGAAGGCUGAGCCACGUGCCCAAGGCUGGAACAGCUCCAACAUGCUGCAUCCUUUCCUCUGCUUCUCCCAGCAUCUUUGUAAUACUGUGAAGGGACUUGGCUCAUUACAAACUACUAUCCUACCUAACAGGCAAGGGUGCUUCCUCUGAGGCCAGCCUGCCUUUGAGGUUUGUUUUCAGAAUUAGUACCAUAAAGAAACGACCACAACCAAGGUCGUGGUCAAACAGCUGAACCCUCCAACCCUCCCUGGCAUGCCACAAAAGAAAAAGCCAGAGAAGCAUCAAGGCACAAUGGUGAAUGCCCUUUUGAGAAUGUGCCUUAAAAGAAUCAGUGCAAAGAGCUGAGAUUACUGCUAUUACAAAAGUCACCUUUUUGAUACUAAAAGACCGUGGUAAAAAAUAAACCGUCUGCGCACGACGUCCCUGGCUGGCUCUGCUACAGCAUCGUGAGGGGACAGCGUAAAACCUUCAAGUUCUGAACAGUGAAAUGAGCUUUGCACCUCUCUCCAGAUUUGUGCAAGGGAUCACAGCACUCCUGGGUGGUCAAUGCAUGUCUUCUGCAAGAGGCAGGGGAGCAGAACAGCCCCGAUGGACCCGGGGGUUUCAGUACCAUCCAGUUCCUCUCCCUACACCACCUGCUUGGUUUCUGCUUCUGCUGUAGUUCAAGAGAUUCCAGAAAAGGAUUUUGUGUUGUUUUUUUCUCCCCCUCAGCAGAUAUUGAUUGCAGUCUCAGAUUUCAAAGGGAGGCCAUGACUACCUUCCCUCUGCCAAUUUAUCACUCUGCAUUACACAGCUAUAAGGCUCCCAGCACGGUCUGUUAAAUGCAGCAGCUUACAGCAAUACUCAAGAGAAAACAAAAUUUCCAAUUUACUGUCUGCCAUUAGCUUCCAGGAAGACUGGAGCUGUGGAGCACAAUGUGAGAACUCAAAUUUAACACUUGGCUGGACACUGGCUGAAUACCAGGUCGGAGAAGGAGAAACAACAUGGAAUGAAGGGACGUGCAGAGUACCUGAGGAAUUCAGAGCUGUGGAAUGGACAUUCAAUUCACCAUCAACAGCCAUGAUGAAAACAGGCAGGGGGGAGG